GGCGGGGGCGGGCCCGCGCGGCGCAUGCGCGCUGCAUUGUUUUGACUGAAAAUGCCGUCGGUUUCGAAAGCGGCGGCGGCGGCGCUGAGCGGGUCCCCCCCGCAGACGGAGAAGCCGACCCACUACAGGUAUCUAAAGGAGUUUAGGACAGAACAGUGCUCCCUGUUUGCGCAGCACAAGUGCACCCAGCACAGGCCAUUUACCUGUUUCCAUUGGCAUUUCCUAAAUCAGCGUCGGCGCAGACCGCUCCGCAGGCGCGACGGCACCUUCAACUACAGCCCGGACGUGUACUGCUCCAAAUACGACGAGGCCAGCGGCGUGUGCCCCGACGGCGACGAGUGUCCGUACCUGCACCGGACGACUGGCGACACGGAGCGCAAGUACCACCUGCGCUACUACAAGACCGGCACGUGCAUCCACGAGACAGACGCGCGGGGCCACUGCGUGAAGAACGGGCUGCACUGCGCCUUCGCACACGGCCCCCUAGACCUGCGGCCACCCGUGUGUGACAUCAGGGAGCUGCAGGCCCAGGAAGCCUUACAGAACGGCCAGCUCGGCGGUGGAGGGGGCAUCCCUGAGCUGCAGCCCGGCGUCUUGGCCAGCCAGGCCAUGAUCGAGAAGAUCCUGGGUGACGACCCCCGGUGGCAAGACACCAACUUUGUGCUGGGCAGCUACAAAACUGAGCAGUGUCCAAAACCACCACGCCUGUGUCGCCAGGGCUACGCGUGUCCCCACUACCACAACAGCAGGGACAGACGGCGCAACCCCAGGAGGUUCCAGUACAGGUCCACACCGUGCCCCAGUGUGAAGCAUGGCGAUGAGUGGGGCGAGCCGUCGAGGUGUGAGAGUGGGGACAGCUGUCAGUACUGCCAUUCCCGCACGGAGCAGCAGUUCCACCCCGAGAUCUACAAGUCUACAAAGUGCAACGACAUGCGCCAAACCGGCUACUGUCCUCGGGGUCCUUUCUGUGCCUUUGCGCAUGUGGAAAAGAGCCUCGGAAUGGCCAACGACUGGGGCUGCCGAGACCUCACCUCUGCCAGCAGCUCCUCGGCCAACAGCAGCCAGCCUGGAAACGCAAAGCGGAGGGACUCGCCUGCUGAAGGCAGCCAGAAAGCCAGUGAGCACGACAGUAAGCAGAACCACCUGGCGGUGUUUGCAGUGGUUCACCCACUUGCUCCCAGCGUGAGCUCCAGCGUGGCAUCCAGCCUGGCGUCCAGUGCUGGCUCCGGCGGCUCCUCUCCCACUGCUCUGCCCGCACUCUCGGCCCGUGCCCACCCGCUCGACCCCACCGGCAGUGCCCUGGAGUCCGUCCCAGGUUCUGCCUUAGAUCUCCAUCUUAGUGAUGUAAGCCUCACCCCCCUGGAUAAGGAGCUGGACGAACAGGACGGCAGUGACCUGGGACCUACAGGUCAGAGGCUGCCGGGGGGCUCGGCGCCCGUCACCAUCCCCGGCUGCCUGGCCCGCUCUCCGUCCCUGCACUCCUCGUCUUCCCUCUCCACCUCCCCACUCAGCUCGCUCUCCCAGUCCCUGUCGGGACCCCUGGUCUCCUCGGCCAUGACGCCCCCCCAGCAGCCACCGCCCCUCAAGUCGGAGCCCAGGGUGCUGGGCUCCUCGGCCUCGUCCUACAACUCCCUAGGUUUGAACGGCGUUCCCGGCAGCAUCUGGGACUUUGUUUCUGGCAGCUUCUCUCCCAGCCCAUCCCCCAUUCUGAACGCCGGCCCCGCGUCCUCUGCCAGCGCAAGUCCAAACGGCGCUGAGCUGGCCCGGGUCCGGCGGCAGCUGGACGAAGCCAAGCGGAAGAUCAGACAGUGGGAGGAGUCUUGGCAGCAGGUGAAGCAGGCUUGCGACGCGUGGCAGCGGGAGGCCAAGGAGGCCAAGGAACGUGCCCUGGCGGCCGACAGCGCCCGGCAGCUGGCGCUGCAGAAGAAGGAGGAGGUGGAGGCCCAGUUCCGGCAGCUGCAGGAGGAGCUGGAAGGCCGGGGCGUGGCCGCGCUGCCCGGGCUGCAGGGCUGCAGUGACAUUGGUGCCAUCCCACUGCCCAAACUGCAUUCGCUGCAGAGUCAGCUGCGCCUGGAUUUGGAGGCGGUGGACGGGGUGAUCUUCCAGCUCCGAGCGAAGCAGUGCGUGGUAUGUGGGGAGCGGGCCCGCGGUGCUGUCCUGCGGCCCUGCCAGCAUCGUGUGCUCUGUGAGCCCUGCGCGGCGGGCGCGCCCGAGUGCCCCUACUGUGAGGGCCAGCCCCUCCAGUGGUGACGACGGCCUCACUGCCUGAUGCCACCAACAUCGGGACCCGGCCCUGAGCUGCAGCCUCGGUGUCCUCGUGUCCUCCUCGCAGACCUCCAAGGCAAACCCAUGUGCCCACCGCAUGGGGUCUGGGCGGGCACAGUAAUGACACGGGGUUUGCGGUCCUGACGCUCCUGUGACCAUGUCCUGGGAGUUUGGGUCCCGGCCAAGCACUUUGUAAACCGAAGAAUUUAGAUGGACGGUCUAAGUUGCUAUAAGCUGCUUUCUAGGUUCAUGUUUUUUUAAUAUGCGACAAUAUGAAGCUUUAUAUGUGUACUGUGAACUUAAAAUAUUUCCUAUCAGUUUAUUGUUGAUUCAUAGUAUGGUAAAGAUAUUAGAUUUCAUAUUCUGAAAUUAGUACUUAUGAAAUGAGCAUUUAUCUAGUAGUGAAAAAUGCCUAGGAUUUUUACAGGUUUCGAAUUAAGUGCAAACAAAUAGUAUUUAUAGCAGAGUGAUUAUUGAAAGACACAUUUAGGUGUUUCUGGUUUUAGGAAAGGAACUCUCCCGAAACUCGUGCAUGUGCACACUAAUUGGAAUUUUGUAUCCCAACACCGUGAGGCGAGAGAACUCGAUCCCGCAUCUCUGACCUGUGGCCACUUUUCUAAGUGCCUGUGCCUUGCGGCUCAUCCGGUUUUCUCUCUUGAAACUCUAAGACAAUUUGAUACUAGUGAGAGGUGCAGCCACGUCCCGUGUGUCCGACGGGCAGCGGUGCUCCCCACCUUCCUGGAGCCGGCUGCCGGGCGUCCCAGCUGGCCCCUACACCUGGGACCACCGGGACUCCUGCCCGCGUGGGACAGGCUCACCCAGUGUUGGCAUGUUCCAGACUUUAGGGCGACACGUCUAGCCAACACUGUCGCCUGCUCUGUGCAUCCAGGUAUUAUGUCAUCUUUGUGACCACAGGUCGAGGACAGGACGUGAACGCUGUGCCGGGGUGACGCCCCGAGGACCUGGCUCUGCUGUGCGUCCCUCGGGCCUCAAGCAGCAGCCUGGCAUCAAGGCCGUGGCACAAAUACUCCUAAGAAUGGGUCUGAUCUUAGUGAUGACAAGAGUCUUCUCUGGUCUGCAGUGGGUCAUUUUUCCUAGAAACCUGGGAAGAAGUAAAAUAUGUCUGUAGUUUACCCAAACUUUGCUCUCGGCGAAGCAGAUCUAGAUUGCCGUGAGGAAAAUCUUUCCAGAAGCUGCCGCUGGGGGGCGGGAGCAGAUACCGGCCCCUCUGGCCUGGAAGUGAACACUGACACGUUUCUACUCGCCUGGGCCUUUGCCAAAGACUUUUAAUAGCAUUUUUUAAAGUGCAAAGUGACUAGGUAAAAAUUUUUAUCAGUGACCAAUCUAGAAUGUAUUUACUAUAUAGUAAGAAGUUUAAACCAUUUUUUAACGUUAAGACAAACUGUUAGAAAAGUCAUUUUAAA
Rhinolophus ferrumequinum (greater horseshoe bat) is the source of this 3689-nucleotide messenger RNA. It is a transcript of the gene UNKL, whose product is annotated as unk like zinc finger. The record is from RefSeq and is a predicted model, not a curated record. Gene Ontology annotation, molecular function: metal ion binding. Bases 52 to 2250 code for a protein of 732 amino acids. The transcript has 15 exons. NCBI's taxonomy places the organism in Eukaryota, Metazoa, Chordata, Mammalia, Chiroptera, Rhinolophidae.